CAACUGCAUUCAACCUCCCUCACCCUAACCGCACAAUUCUCACAUACCCAAACCCAACAGAAGAUGAUCAACUUCAGGUCCAACAGAUUCAGCAGAAGCUUCUCCAAGCUCGCCCAUGGAGGCAAAGCACCGCCCCCGAAAAAGGACUCCAGAAGCAUCUCUGACAUCAAAUGGGAACUUCGGCCCGGCGGCAUGCUUGUUCAGAAAAGGGACGCUGACCAACAUGCAGCAGAUGGGCUUAUCACCAUCAGAGUCUCAGCUCUGUCGCACUGGCAUGACAUUUCCAUUCAAUCCACUUCAACUUUCGGGGAACUGAAGAUGGUAUUGUCACUGGUAACAAGCUUGGAGCCCGGAGAACAGAGGCUUUUGUUCAGAGGAAAAGAGAGAGACGAUGAAGAACACCUUCACAUGGUUGGGGUUAGAGAGAAGGACAAGGUUCUGCUGCUUCAGGAUCCAGCAAUCAAAGAGAAGAAGCUGCUCGCCAUGGCCGCUCCUUGUCCCACCAUCACUGUAUGACUCUGAUUGAUCCAGUAGCAUCGCUAAUCAGUACUAACCAGAAACCACAAAAAAGCAUAGCGGAGAAGGCCAAUUAGAAUGGCGAGUCUUUCUUCCCCUGUCAUAUAUUAGCACCGUGAUUGUGUACUCAAUCUGACGGUUUUGAAACUCGCUCCCUUGAAGCUGUGUAAUCUCUGCUGUUGAAACAAUGCCGUUACAAUAUGCAGAGGUCGUUCUGUUAAUAGAAGUCUGUUUGGUUCCGUUUGUACUAUAA
Prosopis cineraria is the source of this 769-nucleotide messenger RNA. Its product is annotated as BAG family molecular chaperone regulator 2-like. The record is from RefSeq and is a predicted model, not a curated record. Lineage: Eukaryota; Viridiplantae; Streptophyta; Magnoliopsida; Fabales; Fabaceae. Gene Ontology annotation, molecular function: protein binding. The coding region runs from base 64 to 516 and encodes 150 amino acids. The transcript has 2 exons.